AAUAGAUAAAUAAAUGAAGGAUCCCGUACAUUUUUUUUUGCUAAAAAAAUAAUAAUUAAUCAUCAAAACCAAUGUUAUUAGAUUAUUGUACCUAUUCAGGCUCAAAUCAUAUAGGGCUUUCUUUUACAAAACGUGCAUAAAACAUAAAAAAAUAAAAUAAAUGCUAAUUUUAUAUGGACACUUUGAUCUGAAGUUGAUCUAGAGCACAGGUGUCAAACUCAAGGCCCAGGGGCCAGUUCUGGCCCACCACGUUGUUUUAUGUGGCCCGCAAAAACCUGGAGGUAAAUUGCACUAUUAAAGCACUUCAUCUUUUCUUACUAAAUGUAUUCGUUCUUUCAAUUUAGAUAGAAAAAUUGCAUGCGAUGCAUGCAAUUGUAUGUUUUUUAAACUUGAGAACAAUCUGAACAUGCAAAAACAUCUUGUAUAAAAGGCAUAUUGUUGGAUAAAACAAUAAUAGUAAAAUUGUAAACAAAAAAAAAAGCAAAAAUAUGUAAUGUAAUGCAAAAAACUGUAAUAAUAGCAAUAAAUAAAAAAUAAAAUAAAACAAUAAAAAAAAAAACUUAAGAAGUAUUUAAGAUGACUAAAAAGGUGUCUUUUACCUUUAAAAAAAAAACUUUCCUUGCAAAGCUCAUUGUCCCUGCAAUGACUCGGUGUGUCCUGCUAGGGGGCAGCGUUGAGCCAACGAGAGUCUGCAGAGAGCAGGCGAUCUUGCCUCCAAUUGUCUCAGCCCAACGUCAUGGAAAUAGUUACUUUGUGUCGAGGCUCGGAGGAGGAAGGCUGCACAAACAAUACCGGCUCGCCUAACGGCAUGGUGCGGAGCGGGAGACGGUUGUUUUUUGUUUUUUUUUGGUUAGCGGUGCACGUGUUUUGAAAAGCACCGAGCGAAGAUGCACAGGAAACCUGCUUUGUGAGGAAGUUUGGGUAGUCUGAACUCUGAAGGAAGGAAGGAGCUGCAUUCUCACCAUGCAGACGGAUACCACCAACACUUGGGAUUAUUCGCACCCAGGACAAUUUCCAGGAUCUGUAAUGUGACCAAAGUGUGAGGAUUGGCUGCACAGGUUUAUCCCAAACCCCUCCUACAUCUGUAAAACCAGUUUUAAAACUGUCUUGGAACUGAUUGAAAUCUAGUGUUUAUUUACUGCAUGCAUUUUUUUUGCAUCAAUGGGCUAGGAGUCUCUUUAGAUGUGUUUUGAGCACACCCCCAAGUCCAACCUGAAGCAUUGAACUCUUCCAGACUGAUGAUGCAGCUGCACACCUGAUCCAUGUAACGUGAGAUGAGUUGAAAUAUGAACUUCUAGAUGUUUCCGACACAGCUGCUAGGAUAUAUUUGUUUUUGUUGUUUCGUCUGAACCGGGGGAGUCGAGAUGUCGGCCAAAGCCAAAGCCAAAGCCCUCUACACAUUCCAAAGUGAAAACAAAGAGGAGAUCAGCAUCCAGGAGAACGAGGAACUGGUCAUCUUCGACGAGAACUCGGUGGACGGUUGGUUCCAGGGCGAGAACAGCCGAGGGGAGCGGGGUCUCUUCCCGGCGUCGUACGUGGAAAUCAUCCGCACGCGCUCCAACUCCAACGUGACGGAUUGUUCCAUCAGCCCGGCGGGUUCCUUGGGGAACGACUCCUACUACCUGCCGUCCACACCCAACGCCGCCCAGCAGAGUUUCUACGACGAUGACGACGACGACUGGGACGACUGGGACGACCGUUCCACGGUGGUGGACGAUGCCGAUCACCCCCGGGGCCCCGGCGCCAAUGGCCACCCCAACCAGAGCCCGCUGUCCAACAACCCCAACGUGCACUACCGCGCCAAGCCGCCCAUGGAGAGGCAAGACAGCAUCUCCAGCGCCAGGAAGGGCAGCAUGGUCGGCCGCAACUUGAACCGCUUCUCCAGCUUUGUGCGCUCCGGCGUGGAGGCCUUCGUGCUCGGGGACGUGCCCAUGAUGGCCAAGAUCGCAGAGGCCUACACCAUCGAGAUGGCGCCCCCUGGACCCUGCUGGAAGGACAGCCCUCAGCCUUUCACCUGCUCCAUCGAAGACCCCACGAAGCAGACCAAGUUUAAGGGCAUCAAGACGUACAUUUCUUACCGAGUGACGCCGAGCCACACCGGACACCCCGUGUACCGGCGCUACAAGCACUUUGACUGGCUCUACAACCGCCUGCUGCACAAGUUCACCGUCAUCUCCGUGCCUCAUCUGCCGGAGAAGCAAGCCACGGGGCGAUUCGAGGAGGACUUUAUCGAGAAGCGCAAGAGGCGGCUGAUCCUGUGGAUGAACCACAUGACCAGCCACCCGGUCCUCUCCCAGUACGAAGGCUUCGAGCACUUCCUCAUGUGCGCCGACGACAAGCAAUGGAAGCUGGGAAAGAGGCGGGCGGAGAAGGACGAGAUGGUGGGAGCGCACUUCAUGCUCACCCUGCAGAUCCCCAACGAGCACCAGGACCUGCAGGACGUGGAGGAGCGGGUGGACACCUUCAAGGCCUUCACCAAGAAGAUGGACGACAGCGUCAUGCAGCUAACUCACGUCACCUCGGAGCUGGUCCGCAAGCACCUGGGCGGCUUCAGGAAAGAGUUCCAGCGGCUCGGCAACGCCUUCCAGUCCAUCAGCCAGUCCUUCACGCUGGACCCGCCGCACAGCUCCGAGGCCCUCAACAACGCCAUCUCCCACACGGGGCGCACAUACGAGAACAUCGGGGAGCUGUUCGCCGAGCAGCCGAAGUUCGACCUCUUCCACAUGCUGGACACGCUGUCGCUUUACCAAGGCCUGCUCGCCAACUUCCCCGACAUUAUUCAUCUACAGAAAGGUGCCUUCGCCAAGGUGAAGGAGAGCCAGCGCAUGACGGACGAGGGCAAGAUGGACCAGGACGAGGCGGACGGCAUCCGUAAGCGCUGCCGGACGGUGGGCUUCGCGCUGCAGGCGGAGAUGAGCCACUUCCACAGGCAGCGCGAGGUGGACUUUAAAGACAUGAUGCAGGCGUACCUCAGGGAGCAGAUCGCCUUCUACCAGCGCGUGGUGCAGCAACUGGAGCGCUCGCUGCGCAUGUACGAAUGUCUCUAAGGAGGAUUUGGUAGGGCGUACUGGCAGUAUGCGUCAUAAUUUAAAGUAUUACCGUGUCAAGGUACAGGUUUUCAAUACUUCCCUUGUUCCCGUUGUGGACCCCCAUUCAAUCCCCUUUGAAUGCACUUUGACAACCAUAUUGACUUCAACAAUACCCAAAUAUGGUCAACUCUUUCCUGUUUGUCAGACUCCGCCCCCUUACGUGGACCACCUACUGAUCACACCGUCACGUUGUUGCCGAUGUGCCUUCAUGUCGCGCUUUCCACCAGGCGGUCCGGUUCAACUCGGUACGCUUUGGCACCCUUACCGACUUCUGACGAUGUCUGUGUGUGGUAUCCCGAUGCAUCACUGACCAGUUUUCUUGGCACUUUAUUUUGGUAACUCGCCCAACAGAAAAAAACUUUUCCUCAACUUGGUGCCUUAUCACUGUGCCGUGUACCCCCAAUGGAAGGGUGCCAAAACCUGACUCAUCUCGUACCCGUUUUUUUGGGGUUUUUUUUGGUCCCACCGACUCACCUGAAUUGUUCCAAAAAGUGGUGGUAGACAAACUAUUUUAGUAUUCUCCACAAUUUAUGAUGGAAACACAAACAUUUUAGUACCCUACUGUAUGUUUGUGUUUGGUGCCCCAAUGGAAGGGUACCAAAAACUGAUAAAUCAC
This is a messenger RNA of Nerophis lumbriciformis (worm pipefish), 3705 nucleotides long. NCBI's taxonomy places the organism in Eukaryota, Metazoa, Chordata, Actinopteri, Syngnathiformes, Syngnathidae. The record is from RefSeq and is a predicted model, not a curated record.